AUGACUGGCGCGUCGCCGGUGAUGCCGGCGCCAGAUGACGCAGCGACGUCCCCCACUGCCGCCGCGCGCUUCACCGCCGAGGACCCGACCGCCAGCACAACGACGAUUCCAGCCGCCGAGGCAUCCGCCGCCGCGACCCACGCCCACGUGCACGUCAACACGAAGGUGUUCAUGGUCAACCUCGACCAGGAUGUGCAGACAACGGUACUUGGCCGUUUCCGAAACCUGCAGGGCACCAUACACUCACAGCUGCGCAACCUGCAGAACAACGUUGUCGACCUGCGCCCCUCCACCGGCAUCCCCCCCGAGGCGCUGCACAGCCCAUGGGUCUAUCACUACAACCACUCCACCCUCGGCAUCCACAGCCUCCGUAAGCUGUUCGACGUCAUCGAGCAGCGCUACUCGCACGUGUCUAUCCUGCUGCUCUUGUGCAACGUCGGCCUCGAGGCCGCCGCCUUCGGCAUCUACCUUCACGUGCAGAACGCCCACGUCACGGCGGACUGGCGCGAGUUUGACUGGGGCCUCGGCUACUUCAUCGCCGAGGUGCUGCUCAGCGUCGUCUUUAUGGCCAGCUGGACCUCGCUGCUGGCGGUGGAGGCUAAGAAGUGGAACUACGUACUCAACGCGCGCUCGCUCAUGAACUACCUCAGCAGCGGCUGGAUGCUGCUGCUCGCGCUCGGCGCGCUCCUCACGCUGGACCGGGCCUGGACGCACGUCUACGCACCCAUGUUCCUGCGCGUGUGGUGGCUGCACGAAAGCCUACUGUCGCUGCUGAACUACCCGCAGAUCAGCGUCUAUUUCACCGAGAACCGACUCGAGAUGGUGCGCUCCAUGACCCAGUGCAUCGCCGUCGUUGGCAUCAGCGUCGGCGUCCUCCAGGCCGUCGAGAGCUUCUGCGGCGACCCUGUCGAGUACUUCGACAUGGUCUACAUGAUGCUGCUGUCCUUCUCGUCCAUCGGCUACGGCGACGUGACGCCGCUCACGGUGCAAGGCCGCCUUCUCAUGAUCAUCUUCAUUGGUGUCGGCUUCAGCUACUUCGUGCCCAUCCUGCAAUACGUGGCCGACCUCGGCGUGUACCACCUCUCCUAUGCGUACUACACCACGUGUUUCAAGCGCACAGACCACGUCGUGAUAUGCGGCCACCUCGGCUACAACGAGCUGCGCAUGCAGCUGAAGAACAUAUUUGCCGAGGACCGGCAUUACCUGAACAUGAGCGUGGUCCUGCUGCUCCGCGAGCAGCCGUCCGCGCAGGUGCUGCUGUUGCUCAACUCCCCCAAGUACCGCAGCGCUGUGCACCUCCUCGUCGGCGAUCCGGGGGUCCCGACGGACCUCGAUCGCUGCAACGCGCGCGGUGCCGCUGCCAUGUUCCUCUUGGGUGCGGGUACCAACUCCAGCUACUACAGCGACUACGACCUGGCCGCGCAGACCAUGACUGUCAACGCGCUCGUCCCCGAUCUUCCGCUGUACAUCCUGCUGCACCGCUCACGCUACACAAAGUCUUUGAUGCCAAGUCGCGCCAUCGUGCUGGAGUUCGAGCGACUGAACCACAACCUGCUGGGGCUGGGCUGCGUGCUGCCGGGCAUGAUACCCCUUGUCGCGAAUCUCAUGCGCAUGUUCGACCCCAUGACGACGGAGGCGCUCUGGGAGCUCCGCGACUUCAAGGACCUCCUCGGGCUCAGUGGCAGCGCGGCGAGCUUGCGCGCGAUGCGGAAGAUGUGGGCGCCCAAACGCCCCAUGCUCACCUACGGCGCCGCGACCAUCGAACUGGGCCUCGGUGCGGAGCCGGACUGGAUGAGCACGUACGAGGCGUCACUCGCGCAGCACGUGGACACGGUAGCGGCGCCGCCGCCGGUGCAGCGGGGCCACUACACCGUCGUCCGCCUGGCACGCUUGCUGUACCGCACGAAUAUAACGCUCAUCGGUGUCGUGCGCAGCAGCGGAAACGGCGACAGUGUCGUCGAGCUGGCACCACGCGGCUCGCUGGUCGGCGUGAAGAAGCUCAUCGUCAUCUGCGACGUGCGCCGCGCCGCGCAGGACAUCGUGGACGAGAUCGUCAACGACGCCACACGCGGCAGCACCAGCAGCGCCGCGGCCGGCGCACCCGCCAUCCGCUCACCACCGCCGGCCGGCGUGCAGGCCACCGCUGUCACGGUCGUGCCCAUCCCCGCCAAAGAAGACGCCGGCGCUGUCUGGAACUCCAGCACCACGACCACCACUAUCGCGCCAACCGCGCGCGCCAGCCAGAUGCCGCUGAAGCCAGCGGCGGCACCAGCACCAGCCACAGCAGCAACUGUUAUCGGUGCCAGCGCGGUGGAACUGCCGCGGCGGCUGCACCGCGUGGCAUGCGAGCGCGCUGCGGAGGCGCGGAUGCCGCACAACGACUCGAGCCUCGUGCUCAGCGCCGCCAUCGCCGCAGAAGACGAUGACAACGACGACGACGAAGACGCGCUGAUUGGGGCGCUGGCGUCGCCAGUGCUGCUGGACGCGGUGGGUCGCGGCCGCCCGGCUUGCGUGGACGCCAGGGUAGGCGUACCGGCCACGGUAAGCCCGUCCUCACUGGUGUUCGCCGCCGCCGCCGCGCACAGCGUGCUGCGCGUGGAGCCGGACGUGCGCCACCUCGCCAACCACUACGUCUUCAUCGAUCUCUCCAGCGCACACGAACGCACCAACUGGUCGCGCGAGGCUGCCGUCGAGUCGCGCACCGCCAAGGCGGCCGACUACUACGACAUCAUGCGCCCGGUGCGCCAGCACGAUCCCGACAGCAACAUCGUGCUGCUCGCGAACGACACCAACUACGACAGCCUCAACAACAUGUGGGAAGAGGAGGACGUCACCGGCUCCCUCAUCGUCGUGCAGGGAUGCGGCCUCUUCACAUCCGACCUGCGCCGCUGCAACGUCACCAAGGCGGCCGCCAUCGUCAUCUUCUCCGCCGGCGAUCGCUGCGACGAACACGGCGACUCGCUCUCCGUGCUCGUCAUGCAGCUGGUGCGCCAGCUCAUCGGCGAGGACAGGCACGGCAGCGCCGCCGACAUCCCCAUCGUCGUCGAGGUCGAUCACGCCGAACUGGUGCCACUUUUCGCGCCCGCCAUGACCCUCGGCAAGGACGUCAAGGCGGCGGAGUGGGUAUUGGAGCCAAGCUUCAUGUCUGGCUGCGUCGUGUGCCGCCACAUGCUCGACACAGGCCUGCAGGAAAUGUACUUCACUCCCGAGCUGCACGACGUGCUAGAGCAGCUGCUGUCGUCCAAGUCGGAGUCGCUGCUCGUCACCGUCAUGGCGCCGGACGCGGCGUGGACCGUCUACGAAGACGCCACGUCGUUCGGCAUCGACAGCGGCCUGCUGCCGCUCGCUAUCCACCGCUUCCACGAGAUGAUCAGAGACGACACCAGCGUUUCCUUUCGCUACAUCAUCACCAACCCGCCGCCUUCCUUCCCGCUGCACCCCGACGACUUCAUCUACUGCCUCAAGCUGUGUGACCCGUAG
This is a messenger RNA of Leishmania major strain Friedlin, 3480 nucleotides long. Its product is annotated as potassium channel subunit-like protein. The transcript has a single exon. The record is from RefSeq and is a predicted model, not a curated record. Lineage: Eukaryota; Euglenozoa; Kinetoplastea; Trypanosomatida; Trypanosomatidae. The coding region runs from base 1 to 3480 and encodes 1159 amino acids.